AUGUCCAAAACACAGUUGAAAAAUCUAUACACGCAUCGAACGGCUACAACAGAGCGUCCAUGUUUCAUUUGCAGCCGACUUUCGUCCGCUGUACUUACGACUGAUGACGGUUUAGACUGGUUCUACGUCUGUGUCAGUCAUUUGAAUGAUCGUGGCUUUGCUAAACCUGCUUUUGAGCCUGAACCAAUAGUGCAACCAACGACAACGCCACCAAAACCAGCCUCCAAAGAAAAAAGUACUAAAUCUAAGAAGAAAGAGGCUGAUAAAGAGGCUGAUAAAGAGAAAAAAGACAAAGCUGAAGACAAAGCUGAAGGGAAAGCUGAAGAAGAUAAAGACAAAAAGAAGGAAAAUCACGAAGACAAAGAAAAGAAAAAGGAUAGCACCGCGAAACAGCAGAUGGCUACUCCCCAACCCGUUGCGGCUCGACAACCGCCUAAACCGAAACAAUACAUACUGCAUCGUGAUAUUUUCUUUUUACGUGAAUCGAAGAAAAGGGAGAAAGAAACAAAAGCGUUUCUUUCUCAAUUUCCGAGUGUACCAAGGACAAGUCUUCCAUGA
Paraglomus occultum is the source of this 558-nucleotide messenger RNA. The record is from the annotation of a GenBank genome assembly. Lineage: Eukaryota; Fungi; Glomeromycota; Glomeromycetes; Paraglomerales; Paraglomeraceae.